AUGUCACAAGUCAAAUUAUACAUUUGGGUACAUAACAUCACAGUUUUAGAUUGGGUCCCACAAAGCCCAAAUUUAAACACAAUCGAACAAUUGUGGGAUUACGUUGACUGUCAAGUUCGAGAAAGGAAACCUUUACCUUUAGAUUGA
This is a messenger RNA of Cetraspora pellucida, 147 nucleotides long. The record is from the annotation of a GenBank genome assembly. NCBI's taxonomy places the organism in Eukaryota, Fungi, Glomeromycota, Glomeromycetes, Diversisporales, Gigasporaceae.